UUUCAAAUGACAAUGUUAGCACUGUCACGAGAAGGCGCGUUUUGCCGGCGGUGGGAGAGACGUCAAAUGCCCAACUUCCGCUCAAACUGCAGAGAAAGCACCUUCAUCUUAAUUCAACGACGAUGUUUAUCGUAUUAUAUACAGAUUUUUUUCUUUUAAAAAAUUAUGUAGUUCUGUCCGUUCAGAUCAAUGCAAAUUCUGCUUCAAAGAUGCUUCGGGGAUGAUAUGCCUGACGCGACAGUGGACUUCCAACUGAAUUCAAUGGCAUAAAGGUUUGCUUGAGAGCUUUUACCUGUUACAAACGGUGGAAACAUGGUAUUCUCUACGGCAUUGUUGUUGGGUGUUGAAUGUAGUUUGUUUUAUUAAGUCCGGCUUGAAGGAUUUUGAGGGGUUCGAGCGUGGUCGGAGAGGCGGCUGGCGAUUUGGGGGCAAUAAAUAAUGUUCAAGUUACACAGGCAGAGGGCAGAGAAGCCCAGCGAGAAAGUUGACUUCAGGUUUUUGCAGUUCCAAGCUGUCCAGGUGCCUCCUAGCUGCGACAAGCUUGUUGUCUCAAUUUUUUCUGUGGAAACUGGGAAAGCUGUUGCCAGGACUAAUAAAGCACUUGUUCGAAGUGGGACCUGCCAGUGGUCUGAAGCUGUAUCAGAAUCUGUGCGUUUUUUGCAAGAUGACAUCUCAAAAGAGCUUGAGGAAAAGCUUUUUAAGUUCGUUGUUUCACCGGGAUCACCCCGUUCAGGCAUUCUUGGAGAAGCAACGAUAAAUUUGGCUGACUAUUUGAGUUCAAAGCUUCCAGUUCCCCUCUCUUUGCCAUUGAAAAAGUGCAACCAUGGAACCAUUUUGCAUGUCAAGAUUCAUUGCCUUAGUCCAAGAGUAGAAUCCAGAGAGCCAGAAAAUUUGAGAGAGAACACCACUGAACAGGAUGACCAGAAUUCUGUUUCAGAUGAUACUGAUAAUAAGUCUGAAGGUUCUGAUCAUAUGAUUGCAGGGAGUGUAGGAUCUUCAUCUGGCAAUCGCUUGGGUCGUGGUGUUCUUCAAAACAAGGAUGGUGCUUCUUCACCUUCAAGCUCAAGGUUUAGCUCUGACUCAGGCGAAGUUCUAUUAUCUGGAAGUGGUACUGCAAAUGGAAACUCCAAAAAUGUAUUACAUGGCGGUUUGGUGUCAUCUUCUGAUUCGGCAUAUCACUUACAUAGACGACAUGAUUCAGGAGGCUCUCGAGAUGGUACUGCAACAAGCAGGACAGGAAAUGGCCAAGAUUCCUACAGAUCAAGUCCCUCCUCACCUUUUAACGGUAAGGGUACAGGAUCAGCAAUUAAUCUCCAAAAGCAUUCUAAAGGAUUCUUGGAAACUGCUGAGGCAACCAUUCAAGAGCUCCGGACAGAAGCUAUGACAUGGGAAAGAAAUGCUCGAAAGUUAGGUGCAGAGAUGGAAAUGCUGAAGCAUCAGUUCUCUGAACAGACAAAACAUAAUUCAGACCUGGAAAUAGAACUUUCUGCAGUAGAAGUUGAAAGAGACAACUUGAAGUUGGAAGUUGAACAGGUAAAGUCGGCCCUGCAGGCUUCUACAGAGAGAGAGAGUGCUUUGAACAACACAAGAUUUGAUGUAGAUGAUGCAAAGCGCACUGUUAAGGAAUUGCAAGAAGAGAUAGAGCUUCAGAAGCAAUCUAAUGCUAAUUUGGAUCUGCAAUUAAGGAAAACACAAGAUUCCAAUAUGGAGCUUGUUUCCGCUCUCCAAGAGCUUGAGGAGACUAUUGAGCAACAAAAUGCAGAGCUAGAGAAGUUUUCAGAAGAGAAGCAAAAGCAAGACAAUGAAGGAGUGCAGCUCCACACAGAAAUAGGGUUGCAACUCUCUCAAUCUAAGGUUGAACGGGACAACCUUAAGAAAGAAGUUGAAGAGCUAAGAUCAGCCAUGCAAGCCUCCAUGGCAAGUCAUAGCAUUGGGGAUGCUGCAGGUAUUGCUGUAGAAAAUGCAGAGUUUAUCAUUCAAAAGUUGCAGGAAGAGAUAGAAAUUAAUAAGACAGCUAAUAACCAUCUUAAGUUGGAGUUACAAAAGACAGAAGAAUCAUAUAAUCGAGUGGUAUCUGUUGCUCAAGACCUAGAGGAAAGACUUAAGCAACAGGAUAUUGAUCAUCUAUCCAGUGCAAAUAGAAGGUUUGAAGCUUCUACUGCUGAAGUAAAACUGCAGAGUAUUGAGGCAGAAUGGAUGCAAAAACUCUCAUUAAAGGAAGAAGAAAUCAGGAAAUUAGAGGCACAAAUAUCCAAUUCUGAGAUUCAGAAACCAUAUCCAAAUAUAACAGAAUAUAGAGAUGAAUCAAAAGAGGAUUUACACAAAUCUUUGGAGAUAUCUAAAAGAGAGAUUGAAGAGCUUGAGAGAGAUUGCAAGGAGCUUACAGAUGAGAAUAUGGAACUUAUCUAUAAGAUGAACAGAUUAAAUAAGUAUUUGGAAUCAAAGAACAUCUCCAUUGCUGAGGUUGAAGAGCAGCAUUUUUCAGAAAAUAGUGACACUUUAAAUGCUUUACACUCAAUUAUCAAAACAGGGACUUCCAUGGAUGAAGUGGAGAUAGAUGGACUAAAAUCUAAGGUUGCUCAUUUAGAAGCAUCCCUUGAUCAUUCCAAGAAUGAAGUGUUUGAGCUACAAAAACAGAAUUCUGGUUUGGAAAUUGAGUUUGAGAGAAGGGUACAAGAGAUGGCCAGUAAGCAUGAUGCAUAUGCUUCUCAGAUUGAGCAGAAGCUGGAGAGUUAUGCUUCUAGAGAAAAACAUCUUCAAGGAACAAUUGACCAACUUGAGCUUGUGAAUGUGGAACUGCAAGCAGAUAUUCAGAAAUUGAAAGAAGAACAACGUUCUAGUAGAUCUAGCAUGGAGGAAUUGCAAUUUCAGUUAUCCUUACACACAGAAGAAGCUCAGUCUUUGAGAUCCUCAAAGUGUGAAUUUGAGAUGCAAGUCUCAAAUUUACAAAUGGAGAAAGUUAACUUGGAAGAUGAACUGCAAAUUACACAGGAGGAGAUCAAGACUGCUAAAAGGAAAGCUGUAGAAUUAGACAGCACAAAAGAGGAACUAGAGAGGCAUAUAACAGAUCUGGAGGUAGAAAAUGUGCAAUUAUCAGAACGUAUAUUGGGACUAGAAGCCCAAUUAAGGUACAUUACAGAGGAAAGAGAAUCUUAUAAACUAGAUGUAGAAAAUGCCAAGUCUCAUGGAAUUGAACUUCAGACUAAUUUGCAUAAACUUGAGCUUGAUCUCAGGGAAGAAAUUACAAAAUUGCAAGAUAAUUUACGUGAAUCAGAAAGUAAGUUGUCUAGGUCCUUAGAAGAGGCAGAAUUUCAUAAGCGGGAACACCAAAAAACUCAUCUGAAACUUGAUGUCCUGAUGAAAGAAUAUACUGAAUCAAAAUCAAGGCAAGAACAAGAAAUCUUGGACUUGUCUGCUUCUUGUGCUAAUAGAGAGGAGCAGUUGGAUGAAUUGAGAGGGCAGCUUUCCUUUUCCGUCCAACAAGUGAAGUCUUUAGAGUCUGAAGUGGCAAUUUUGCAAAAGGAUAUGGCCAAGAAAGAAAAAGUCUGGUCUGUUGAAAUGGAGGCUCUUCUUGUAUCCAGUAAAGAGAAUGAACAAGCAAAAUUAAGAUCAGAAGAAGCACUCAGUCAAGUUCGUUUGGAAAAAGCAACCACAGUACAGCAGCUAGAAAAUGAGGUGCAGCGUCUUACUGAGCAGAUGUCAUCAACAUUUGACGAAAAGGAGGGAAUGGCUACUAAGGCUCUUAUUGAAGCAUCAGAGCUUCGUGCAGAAAAGGUGAAAUUGGAAGAUUCUCUUCAUCAAACUCAAGGGAAAGUUAGACAAUAUGAAAUGGAACUCUCAUCUGUAAGACAGGACUAUGAAAAUAAGGUCCAGGAUUUGAUUGUGCAGAUCACUACCUACAAAGAAAAGGAACAAGAGAUGAAUUUUAGGCAAGAAAAUACAAACAGGCAGCUGAAGGAGGCAAAGCUAAGCGAGGAAAACUUUAAGCAAAGGGUUCAAGACCUGGAAAAGAAGAUACAACAUAUUGAGACUGAGAAGCGAAAGCUUAAAGAUGAGCAGAUUGAUCUUAGCAGUAAGGCCCAUGAAAUUGUCAAUCUAAGGGCUGAAAUGGACAAUCUUAGAAGCACACUUGAGGAUAUAAUGGCAGAAAAGUUAAAAUUGGAAAAUUCUUUGCAGUUUGCAGAUGCUGAACUUGAAAGACUAAGGGCUGAGAAAUUGUCAUUAGUAGAAAAGGGGACAAUGAUGCAAGUAGCCAUUUCUGAAGGGGAGGGGCUCAAGCGUUCAAAGGCUGCUUUGGAAGAGAAGCUUCUUCGUUUGCAGACAGAACUCAGUGCCAAAGAAGCAUCAAGUGCUCAAGAAGCUGGACAAAAGAAUGAAUCCACAAGGCUUAAAAGGCUAAACAGCAAGUUUCAACGGAAUCUUCAAGAUCUAGAGGAAGAGAGAAAAGAAUACAAGGGCAAAGUAAAAUCACUUGAGGAGGAGCUAAAAUUAAGAACGGAUGCAUUAUCUAAGGCUGAGCAGAAAGUUCUUAGCAUGUCCAAUGGUAAAACAGGACAUACAUCACCAUCGCGGGAUACAAAGGAAAUGGCUGAACUCCGUGAGAAGCUAUGGUUUGCAGAGAGUGGGCUUGCGAGUCUUGCGAAGGAGUUUGAGGCAAAAGAGAAAGAUCUGUGUGAUAAGAUUAGAUACUUGGAAAAUGCUAAUAAGCAGUUUAAACAACCACAAGGAGAUUCUAAAGAAGAUCAUUUGCAACUAGAGCUUACAAGGUUGCAAAAAGAAAUCUCAUCUCUGUCACAGCGAGAGUAUGAACUUCUAACCAAACUUGGUGCUCAGGAACUGCUUCAGAAAGAAGUUGAGAAGUUAAAGGAGGUUAAUAAGCACUUACAAUCUCAACAUUCAAGAUUUAAAGAAACAAAGUCAGGUGAUAUGGUAGAUAGGGUUCUUGCUUUGGAAACUGAAUUGGCAGAGGCAUUGGAAUCAAAUGCAAUGUACAAGUCACAACUCAAAAGCUUUUUGGGCCAUGAACAAAAUGUUCAUGUGGCUGCCCUGCAGAACUUUGGAAGUGUUGAUCAAGUAGUGAAUGAUCUUACUCGAUAUAAGCGAACGACAUCUUCUCUUGAGACAGAGUUAAAGGAUAUGCGUGAGCGCUAUUUUCAAAUGAGCCUUCGGUAUGCUGAAGUUGAAGCGAAGCGGGAGGAGUUAGUAAUGCAAGUUAAGAAUUUGAAGAAUGGCAAAAGAUGGUUCUGAUAAAUUACAUUCCUUUACUUCUUCCAAAAGUUGACAAUGAACGACUGUGGGCCACAGUUGUAUUCAUAUUUUUUGGUAUUCGACAUCUGUAAAAUUAGCAAAAUUAGAAGAGAAUUUUGGCAGCUGGGAGGUCAGUUGCAAAGACAGAAGGCCAUAUUGGAGUCCAAAUUUUAGGGAAGCAAAUGAUUCUUUGCUUUGUACCAUAGCUAUUCAUCUGUAUCUGUUACGAUUCGCUUUGUACUUAAGUAUAACAAGCACUCUGAAAGUUGACUUAUGUAAGUAUUUCCAUUUGGCAUAAAUUCUUUCCAAGAUAUUGGACCAGUAUGACAUUCUAUAAACAUCUGCGUUAGUACCUUA
This is a messenger RNA of Cryptomeria japonica (Japanese cedar), 5604 nucleotides long. RefSeq lists its product as uncharacterized. The record is from RefSeq and is a predicted model, not a curated record. The transcript has 10 exons. Lineage: Eukaryota; Viridiplantae; Streptophyta; Pinopsida; Cupressales; Cupressaceae. Bases 439 to 5247 code for a protein of 1602 amino acids.